AUGGCAACAAAUGGAACUAAGGUGGCAGAUGGACAAAUUUCCACGGAAGUCAGUGAAGCUCCUAUCACAAAUGAUAAGCCUAAGACCUUGGUUGUUAAAGUGCAGAAGAAAAGAAAUGAAGAUCCUGAAAGAGACACCUGGAAAGGGAGAUUUGACUUCCUUAUGUCAUGUGUUGGUUAUGCAAUUGGUCUAGGAAAUGUCUGGAGAUUUCCCUACCUCUGUGGAAAGAAUGGAGGCGGGGCAUUUCUUAUCCCCUAUUUCUUAACCCUUAUCUUUGCUGGGGUUCCCUUGUUUAUACUUGAGUGUUCUCUGGGACAAUACACAUCUAUUGGAGGUCUUGGUGUAUGGAGACUCGCGCCAAUGUUUAAAGGUGUGGGGCUGGCUGCUGCUGUUCUCUCCUUCUGGCUAAAUAUUUACUAUAUUGUUAUUAUUGCCUGGGCCAUUUAUUAUUUAUAUAACUCAUUCACUACGGCUCUACCUUGGAAACACUGUGACAAUGCAUGGAACACGGAGCUCUGUUUCUCCAAUUAUAGUUAUGCCAACACCACCAACAUGACUAGCGCUGUGGUUGAGUUUUGGGAACGGAACAUGCACCAGAUGACAGAUGGCUUAGAGAAACCAGGCCAAAUUAGAUGGCCAUUAGCUAUUACAUUGGCUAUUGCAUGGGUGCUUGUCUAUUUUUGCAUCUGGAAAGGAGUUGGCUGGACAGGAAAGGUUGUCUACUUCUCCGCCACUUACCCAUACAUCAUGCUGGUCAUUUUGUUUUUCCGUGGAGUGACUUUACCUGGAGCCAAGGAUGGGAUCCUAUUUUAUAUCACUCCGAAUUUCAGCAAAUUGUCCGAUUCUGGGGUGUGGCUGGAUGCUGCUACCCAAAUCUUCUUCUCGUAUGGACUGGGACUUGGGUCACUAAUUGCCCUUGGAAGUUACAACUCAUUCCACAAUAAUGUUUACAGGGAUUCAAUCAUUGUCUGCUGCAUUAAUUCUGGUACAAGUAUGUUCGCUGGUUUCGUCAUCUUUUCCAUCGUUGGAUUCAUGGCACACGUGACCAAAAGAUCAAUAGCACAAGUGGCAGCUUCAGGACCUGGAUUAGCAUUUUUGGCUUACCCGGAAGCUGUCACACAACUGCCGAUUUCUCCCCUAUGGGCUGUUCUCUUCUUUUCCAUGUUGCUGAUGCUUGGAAUUGACAGUCAGUUCUGUACAGUUGAAGGAUUCAUAACAGCUCUUGUAGACGAAUUUCCAAAGCUGUUGCGCACCCGAAGGGAAAUAUUUAUAGCUGUUGUCUGUGUUGUCUCCUAUCUUAUUGGCUUGUCAAACAUAACUCAGGGUGGCAUUUAUGUGUUCAAACUUUUUGACUAUUAUUCAGCCAGUGGCAUGAGUCUUCUGUUUCUGGUGUUUUUCGAGUGUAUCUCAAUAUCCUGGUGCUACGGUGUUAACCGAUUCUACGAUAACAUUGAAGAAAUGGUUGGUUACAGACCUUGCCUCUGGUGGAAACUUUGCUGGUCUUUCUUUACACCCAUUGUUGUAGCGGGGGUGUUCCUUUUCAGUGCAGUUCAAAUGACUCCUCUAACCAUGGGAAGAUAUGUCUUUCCUGCCUGGGGCCAAGGUGUUGGAUGGUUCAUGGCCUUGUCUUCGAUGGUGCUGAUCCCAGGAUACAUGAUAUAUUUGUUUGUAUCACUAAAAGGAUCGUUAAAACAGCGCUUACAAGUCAUGAUACAGCCAAGUGAUGAUGUUGUCCACUCAGAAAAUGGACCCGAACAGUUGUCAAAGAGUAAUUCAGCAAACAAGGAAGCUUAUAUUUAA
Messenger RNA from Staurois parvus, 1800 nucleotides. NCBI's taxonomy places the organism in Eukaryota, Metazoa, Chordata, Amphibia, Anura, Ranidae. The record is from the annotation of a GenBank genome assembly.